Molecule: messenger RNA, 9318 nt
Organism: Penaeus monodon (black tiger shrimp)
Lineage: Eukaryota; Metazoa; Arthropoda; Malacostraca; Decapoda; Penaeidae
Gene: LanB1
Product: laminin subunit beta-1-like
Exons: 44
Coding region: 1-8295 (2764 amino acids)
Biological process (GO): basement membrane assembly; substrate adhesion-dependent cell spreading; cell migration
Cellular component (GO): laminin trimer
Source: RefSeq, a predicted model, not a curated record
AUGAAUAGGAAGUUGGAGACGACGGGCAAUGUAUUUCAAAACAUCACACUCAUUGGACGCGGUCAAAAGUCAGCAAAAGUCAGCAGAAAACCAAGAGAGGGAGAGAGAAAAGCGGGAAAAUCCGUGUCUUGCCUCCACCCCCGUCAACGUAACCUGAUUCAACCCCUUUUUAGCAGGCCCCUUUUUCCCCCCCUUCCCUUUCUUCAUGUGUUUUCCCCGUUCGCUGAUCCCGCCGCCCUGAAGAUCACAUAUUUACUCGGAUUAUGUUUACUAUUCCUGUUUGUGAUAGUAUGUCCAGGGGGAGGCGAUGCUCAGCGCCACGCUCAGCGUCAAGGCGGCGUGGUCUACGGUCGAUCCUACGUCCCGUCUACUGACAAACGGAACAGGGGUCGCUCUCGCCAGUCCUCCUCCUAUUCCUCUUCCACUUACACUUCCUCUUCCUCCUCCUCCUCUUCGCGUACCGGUCCCGACGGGGUGACGCGCGUGACGACGAGUGGAAGCUCGUACGGCAGCCCCGGGUCGGGGGUACAAAACACAUCUUACACUUACACAACCUUCGGCCGAGAGGACGCACGGCCCUCCUCCUCUCCUUCCGCCUCCUCUUCCUCCUCCACCUCGGAUAGGACCGUUUUGACUGCGGUCACUACCAGCAGGACCUCUACCUCGUCUUCCAAGUCGCGCUCACGCGGAGGCAAGGGAAGAGGUAGAGGGAGAGGCAGAGAGAGGGAAAGAGAAAUAGAAAGAGGAGAGUCGAGGCGGGAAGAGCAGGAGGGUGAUGACCAGACGCCCGUAGUUGACGAGUCCUAUUUCGAACGGCGUGGCCAGUCCCAAGACGGUCAGGGCUACUUUCGCUGGAAUGGGCGCGAGUACACGGGCGUGGGUCAUCCGGGUUCGUCGAUCUCGAGGCGCGUCAAGACCUCUAAGACUACCACCGCCACCACGAGUCAGGCACGACCAGGCACCUCUGUCACGUACACCUACACAGUUCCUGGGGGGUCGAGUGUGACCACGUACAGGAACACCACCACGUACACCUCCCAUGUCCCAGGCUACUCGACGUCGGAGGCACAGGGCGGCUUCGACUCUCGCUUCGGCGCCACUGACUACGGUUCGCGGGGCUCGACCAACGUCGACUCGCGCUACGAGAGCUCCUACAACCGCCGCUACAACUACGGCGGCAGCGUCACCGGAAGUAGUGGCAGCAGCAGCAGCAGCAGGGGCGGGGGCGGCAGAGGCAGCGUCGGGUUCGGCGAGACCUACCACAAGAACACUGAAGAAGAGCUCACUUUCGACUACGAAGAGGAGGAGUACGAUCCUGUUUUCGAACGGGGUCCAGUUAUCUCGCUGGAGGAUCGAACUCACCCUCUCGUUGUACGUGGAUUCGGAGUAGCUCCAGGAUAUGGGCAGAGGACGGGGCAUCCAUGUGACCAGGGCUCCUGUUACCCAGGCACGGGCAACCUGCUCAUCGGACGAGAAGCCAGACUCUCGGCUACGUCCACGUGUGGCCUGGAAAAUAGGGAGCGCUAUUGCAUCGUGUCGCAUCUGAAGGAUCGCAAGAAGUGCUUCUGGUGCGAUUCUCGGCCUCAGUGGGAUGGCAGCCCGCAGUAUUCUCACAAAAUCGACAAUAUUGUGUACAGAUCGGAUCCUCGCACAAGACGAAGGUCAUGGUGGCAGAGUGAGAACGGGAAAGAAGACAGCAGUAUCCGCCUAGACUUGGAAGCAGAAUUCCAUUUCACGCAUCUUAUUAUUACAUUCAGGACCUUCCGUCCAUCCGCUAUGCUUAUUGAGAGGUCCUUUGACUUUGGUAAAACAUGGAAGGUUUAUAGAUACUUUGCAUAUGACUGUAAUGAAGCCUUCCCAGGCAUUCCAACUGGCCCACCUUCAGCAAUCAAUGAUGUUGUUUGUGAAUCACGUUACUCAGCAGUCGAGCCAUCUACAGAAGGAGAGGUUAUCUUCCGAGUUUUGGCACCAAAUAUUGAGAUUGAAAAUCCAUACAGUGAAGAUGUUCAAAACCUCUUGAAGAUAACAAACUUGCGUGUGAACUUCACAAAGCUUCACACACUUGGUGAUCAGUUACUGGACAACAGACGGGAGAUUAAGGAGAAAUAUUACUAUGCCAUUUAUGAAAUGGUUGUAAGAGGUUCCUGUUCCUGCUAUGGCCAUGCUUCCCGCUGCUUACCCCUGCCAGGUGUUGAAGAUCGCCCUGAUAUGGUCCAUGGACGCUGUGAGUGCACUCAUAACACAAAGGGUUUGAACUGUGAAGAGUGUGAAGACUUCUACAAUGAUCUGCCAUGGAGACCAGCCAUUGAAAAGGAAUCCAAUGCUUGUAAAAAGUGUAACUGCAAUAACCAUGCCACAAGAUGCCACUUCGACCCAGAUGUAUAUGAGACCUCUGGACGCAUAUCAGGAGGUGUCUGUGAUGAUUGUGCACACAACACAUAUGGUCGUAACUGUGAGCAGUGUAUCCCAUACUAUUAUCAGGAUCCUGCCAGAGACAUCCGAGAUGCUGAUAUUUGCCAGCCCUGUAACUGCGACACUCGCGGUUCAAUAGAUGACGCCAUUUGCGACUCCCACACUGAUGUUCCUGCUGGAUUGCUAGCUGGAAGAUGUCACUGCAAGACCAACGUUGAUGGCCUCAAGUGUGACCGUUGCAAGGCUGGUUACUGGAAUUUCACUGCUGAUAACCCAGAGGGUUGUCAAGAAAUUGCAGAAGAUUAUAAAAACCAGCCAAGAUCAGAGUGGCCUCAGAAACCCUGUACAUGCCAUCUUCUGGGGACACUCAACAAUGCUGGCUGCAAUGUCCUGACUGGAGAAUGUUCCUGCAAGCGAUUUGUGACUGGACGUGACUGUAACCAGUGUUUGCCCCAGCAUUAUGGCCUGUCUGAGCACCCAGAUGGAUGCCAGCCCUGCGACUGUGAUCGAGGAGGUUCUCUUGAUAACAACUGUGAUGUGCUCAGUGGCCAAUGCAAGUGUCGGCCACACGUCACGGGUCGUCGCUGUGACACACCAGAGGAAGGCUAUUACGUUGCGAGCCUGAAUUACCUAACAUAUGAAGCAGAACUUGCAAGGGGAUCUGAGCUUUAUUGUGAAGAGGCCAGUUUAUAUGACUUCAGGCAAUCCAGUCUAAGUAACUGCCAAGUAGUGAUGAGAGAGCCCUACCGUGAUGGACGUGACACAACUUGGACAGGCCUUGGCUUCAUGCGUGUCUUUGAGGGAUCGUACUUGGAGUUUGAGAUUGAGAACAUUGAAACCAGCAUGGAGUACGACCUUGUUAUCCGCUAUGAGCCCCAGUUCCAAGGUGUUUGGGAGAAUGUGAUGGUAACUAUUGAACGACCAGAACCCAUUGACCCAACAGGUUCCUGUGGAAAUACUAGACCAACAGAUGACCAGAUGGUUGUCAAUCUUCCAGGCAAUAAUCGUCAUGUGACUCUCGUCCCACCUGUGUGUCUUGAGGCUGGCAAGAGAUACAAAGUCCGGAUAGAUUUCAGGCGUUCCAAUGCCAAUACAGAUUCUCCAUCUGCUUCCAUACUUGUGGAUUCUAUCAUGUUGAUUCCAAAGGCUGAGAGACUACCCUUCUACUCAGGCUCAGCAGACCUUGAUGACCUGCGAUAUGAGUAUGAGAGAUAUCGGUGCAGUGAAGGUUUCUAUGAUGGCCAGAAAGUUGAGAACAUUCCAGAAAUUUGCCGAGAUAAGCAUCUUGGCAGUAUUGGCUUUUAUGUCUAUGGUCAAGCAUUCUCUUGUCAGUGUGAUGGCACUGGCAGUUACAGCAGCAUAUGUAGCUCUAUGGGAGGUCAGUGUGACUGCAAACCAAAUGUUGUUGGACGUCGCUGUGAUAGAUGUGCACCAGGAACAUUUGGCUUUGGCCCAGAGGGUUGCAAGCCUUGUGAUUGCAGCCCAGUUGGAGCCUUGGACAAUUUCUGCGAUCAGCAGACAGGCCAAUGCAAGUGUCGCCCGAACACCUAUGGCCAACAGUGCAACGAGUGCCAGCCAGGGUUCUGGAACUUCCCUAAUUGCCAGCGGUGUGAGUGUAAUGGCCAUGCUGACACCUGUGACUCCUACAGUGGAAUUUGCCAUGAGUGCCGUGAUAACACCACUGGUGCAAACUGUGCCUUGUGCAUUGAAGGCUUUUACGGAGAUCCUCGUCUGGAAGUGGGUAUUGCUUGUCGCCCAUGUCCCUGCCCAGGCACAGUGGACUCUGGACAUAGUUUCGCUGACCGCUGUACACUUGAUCCUCGUACUAAGGAUGUUGUAUGUGAAUGUGCCGAUGGAUAUGCUGGCUCAAGGUGUGAUGUAUGUGCAGACAACUAUUUUGGAAACCCUGAAGUGCCUGGAGGUCAGUGCGAAUCUUGUGAUUGCAGUAAUAACAUCGACAUUUCUCGUCCUGGGAAUUGUGAUUCCCGCAGUGGGGAGUGCAUACAAUGUCUCUUCAAUACCUUCGGUUUCAACUGCGAGCGAUGUCGCCCAGGUUUCUAUGGGGAUGCACUUAAUCAGCAGUGCAGAGGUAAGAGGAUAGCUUUGCUUGCCCAUGAUUGCAGAUACGAGGAUCAAGUGUACAGCGGUCAGCGAAACUAUGUCCAGAGUCCACUGUGCCUGGGCAGGGACAUGGGCGACAAGCAAUACCCACUUCCAGACGAGGAUCUCCGCACAGUUUGCACCAGUGGUGUUAUCACGGCACUCAUGGCAAAUUCCACUGUAGGAGUCACAGGUGUCAGCAUGGCCAUUACACUCACACCGCUGGCAAUUAGGGAAGUUCCAGAACCCUGGCUGGCACUCGUUGCACUAAAUUGUCCAAGGCUCCAACUGGGCUGCAAUCACAAGGCUUGCAACCCUCUGGGCCAAAGCCAAAUGUUCCUGGUGCACAUCUAUCACAGCGACGUCCAACAACAUUGGUUUGCAGUCACACUGACCUCCCAUAGAGCUACAUAUGCUGCUGUAACUGCCAAAUGCUUGACCAUAGACAUAAAAGCCAAUACUGCCAAGAUGCUUAUCUCGGCAAAUUUCUGGAAUGUUCUCAACUUUCUGGCCAUCAUAGAAACCUUCACUGCACCGAUAUCUCUCAUACUCAUAUCGCAGGUCAUCAAGAUCAUGUUGAUUCCAAAGGCUGAGAGACUACCCUUCUACUCAGGCUCAGCAGACCUUGAUGACCUGCGAUAUGAGUAUGAGAGAUAUCGGUGCAGUGAAGGUUUCUAUGAUGGCCAGAAAGUUGAGAACAUUCCAGAAAUUUGCCGAGAUAAGCAUCUUGGCAGUAUUGGCUUUUAUGUCUAUGGUCAAGCAUUCUCUUGUCAGUGUGAUGGCACUGGCAGUUACAGCAGCAUAUGUAGCUCUAUGGGAGGUCAGUGUGACUGCAAACCAAAUGUUGUUGGACGUCGCUGUGAUAGAUGUGCACCAGGAACAUUUGGCUUUGGCCCAGAGGGUUGCAAGCCUUGUGAUUGCAGCCCAGUUGGAGCCUUGGACAAUUUCUGCGAUCAGCAGACAGGCCAAUGCAAGUGUCGCCCGAACACCUAUGGCCAACAGUGCAACGAGUGCCAGCCAGGGUUCUGGAACUUCCCUAAUUGCCAGCGGUGUGAGUGUAAUGGCCAUGCUGACACCUGUGACUCCUACAGUGGAAUUUGCCAUGAGUGCCGUGAUAACACCACUGGUGCAAACUGUGCCUUGUGCAUUGAAGGCUUUUACGGAGAUCCUCGUCUGGAAGUGGGUAUUGCUUGUCGCCCAUGUCCCUGCCCAGGCACAGUGGACUCUGGACAUAGUUUCGCUGACCGCUGUACACUUGAUCCUCGUACUAAGGAUGUUGUAUGUGAAUGUGCCGAUGGAUAUGCUGGCUCAAGGUGUGAUGUAUGUGCAGACAACUAUUUUGGAAACCCUGAAGUGCCUGGAGGUCAGUGCGAAUCUUGUGAUUGCAGUAAUAACAUCGACAUUUCUCGUCCUGGGAAUUGUGAUUCCCGCAGUGGGGAGUGCAUACAAUGUCUCUUCAAUACCUUCGGUUUCAACUGCGAGCGAUGUCGCCCAGGUUUCUAUGGGGAUGCACUUAAUCAGCAGUGCAGAGAAUGUGUCUGCAAUAUCCUUGGUACUAACCAGACCAUUGAGUUCUGUGACCACGAGACUGGCCAAUGCCCCUGCCUUCCCAAUGUGCUUGGACUGGAGUGUGACCGCUGUGCUGCAAACCACUGGAAGAUAGCAUCAGGCAUGGGCUGUGAACCCUGUGCAUGUGACCCCGUGGGUUCCUACUCAGAGCAGUGUAAUGAGUUUGAUGGGCAGUGUCAGUGUCGACCUGGCUUUGGUGGACGGCAGUGCAAUCAGUGCCAAACAAAUUUCUUUGGCAAUCCACGUGUUGAAUGCCUGUCUUGUAACUGCAACCCAGAUGGCUCAGAGACUCUCCAGUGUGAUCAUGAAACAGGGCAUUGCAAGUGUCGAGAGGGCAUCGGGGGUUUGAAGUGCGAUGAGUGUGCCCGAGGAUUCACUGGUCAAGCACCAUACUGUCAGACAUGUGGGGAAUGCUUUGACAACUGGGACCUUAUUUUGAACGAUUUACGAGAGCGCACAGAAGCCCUGAUUGCAGCUGCUGGACAGAUCAAGCAGACAGGAGCAACUGGUGCAUACAGUCAUGAGUUUGAGUCAAUGGAGGAGAAGAUUGCAGAUGUACAGAACAUUUUGCUAACUGCCAACCUAACAUCACAGAAUCUUGCCUCCCUCUCAAGCCUCAUUUCUGAAUUAACUGACAACCUAACAGUAGCUGCAUCAGAACUUCAAGGCCUGGAGCAUGGUGUGGAUAAUACUACACAACGCAUUUCUUUGGCAACAAAUGCCCUGGCAGAUCUUAGAUUGCAAGCAGAGGAGCUGAAGAAUCAAGCAGGAGACCUUAAAGAAAAAGCUACGAAGUUGCAAGAAGCUAAUGUUGAAGGUGCUCUCAACCUCACCAGGGUGGCUGGAGAAAGAUCAAGAGUUGCCCAAGAGAAGGUUGAGCUCACUCAAGUCAUUGUUGGGGAGUCAAGGCGCUCUCGCCGCAGGACUGAAAAUCUUCUCCUGCAUGCUUUAGAUCGUUUCAACCGUACGCAGAUUGAUAAUGAAGAGAACUUAGCAGAAAUGACAGAUGUGCUGGAUGAAAUGUAUCGAGGCAUCCCAGAUCUUAAUGAGCAGGUGUGUGACCGACGGGGCGAUCCUUGUGAUACCUACUGUGGUGGAGCUGGCUGUGGAAAGUGCGGAGGGCUCUCAUGUAAUAACGGUCUUGUAAACACCGCUGAGCUUGCCCUCAAGUUUGCAGAUGAUGCCAAGGAAAUGUUGAAGAAGAAGGAGGCCUCAGUUGAUGAGCUAUUACGAGGCAUUUCUGGGGCUAAAAGGCAGUCUGACAUAGCCUCAGACUUGGCUCUGAUGGCCUAUGACCUGGCCUUCAGCUCCCGUAACUUAACAGAUUCAUACAAAGCAAGAAUUACCAAGCUCUUGGAAGAAAUUGAGGAGUACUUUAGUACACCUGGUGCUAAACCCCAGGAAAUCAGGGAUCUAGCUGAAGAGGUCUUGAGCAUCGUUAUCUCCUUGGAACCAGAACAGAUUACAGACCUGGCAGAGAAGAUCACACUUGCCAUUGAAACUCUAACAAACAUUAAUGCAAUUAUUGAUGCAACCAGGAAUGAUCUAGACCUUGCAAUACAGUUGAAAGAAAGAGCUGACAGAGCCAAGGUUAAGGCUGAAGGAACUCUGGGUGUAGCAAAGCGUGUUGUAGAAGCCCUCACUGAAGCAAGUGCAGCACAGGAUGCUGCAGAACAAGCUAUCAUGCAGGCUAGUGAUGACAUUGAUGCCACACAGACUCAUCUUACCCAGAUUGCUAGUGAGACCAGUGUAGCUCAGGCCAAAGCUAAUUCCUCACUAAGGGAUGUACAGGACCUAGAAAGGAGAGUUGAGAGUGUAAAGCUGCAGUAUAUCAUCAAUCAACAACAUUUAGAAGAUACGACUGCUGCUGUCAACCAGGCAGAUCUCAAAGCACAGAGAGCAGCUAAUGAUGCAAAACAGCUUGAAGAUAAAUACUUGAUUGUAGAGGAAAAGCUACAGAUCAAGUUCCAAGCAGCUGAAGAAGCCAGACAAAGGGCAGAAGAACUUAGAAAGAGAGCAAACAAAUUGGCAUCAGAAGCUCAAGUAAAGCUAAGUAUGCUUAAGGAGAUGGAGGUAAUAUUUGUGAAGAAUGAGAUAAUUCUUGGAGACUACGAAGAAGAAAUUCGCAAAAUGGAAGUGAGCAUGGAGGAGCACCAUGAAUACAUAUCAAAGAAGACAGAAUUCUAUGCUACCUGUCAGUCUGGGAGACGCUGAUCUGAUUCUCAAGAGGAACCAUGUUCUUUCAGGCUCAUUGUUGAUACCAUAAAAAGUCAUUCAUCUUUUAUAAUUUCUCCUUGUUUAGAAUUCUGUGAAAUGCAGUAAGAAAAACUAAGAAAUUUUGAUUUUUUAUGUUAUGAAAGAUUACAGAUGUAAUGACUACUACACUUUCAAAAAGGCUUCAGUAAGAAAUUUUGAUCAGCUUAUGGAGCAAGAGAAUUAAAUGUUCUUGAUACUGACAAUACCCAGAAACACUGUUAUUUAUUACCAGAUACUGCACUUCAUAAUUCCUGAAAUGAAACAUAAAGGAAGCCCUUUACACUGAGAUUUACAGUCAGGGAUAUUGAAUGAAUAUAAGUUGGUUGUAUACCUUCCUUUUUUUUUUUUUGGUAACACUAUCUCAGUUGUUGAAAUGAAAAUGUUUUUAAAAGGUAUUUGUGUAAAGUUGAUAGAACAAAACUGAUAAAUAUAAAUAUUGUUAAUUUAAUUUUUGGUUUCUGAUAAUCAUUAAUACAGUACUUCAACUUUUUCAUUUAUAUCUGUCAUCAUUUACAUUUUAUUUAUAAUCUCUUUUUAUUUUUAUUAAAGGGAGAAUGUCUAGCAUAUAUGUUAGUUUUCCCUUAAAAUAACAUAUAUAAGAUGCAGAAACAAGAAAUCUCUGAUUCUACAAAUAACAGUGAAUUCCUAACAGCAAUUUAAUAGUAAUCUUCCUGUCCAUAAUUAGUAGUUUUGAAUGGAAUGACAAAGAGAAUCUCCUGUGUAGUUCUUGAGAUUUGACUGUAAAUACACACAAGUAUGUAUAGAUAUUAAGACACUGCCACUCACUACCAAAGUGCCCAAACAAUCUUUGUAGCUUGGUUUUAGUUUUGUAAAAUUAACUAAUAAUUUUAGUGUGGUUAUCGUAUUCUCCUUUUUAUCAUUCUUUCCUUUCAAACAAUAAUCUCUGUGUAUUAGGAGCUAGCUGAUGCAUCAAUGCCCUAGUCUCUUGGAACAACUCUGUAAAUAUGCAAAAAAAAAAAA